CUCCCACAACGUUAUAUUCUAUUAUUCUUCCAACAACUUUCCCUUCAACGAGAAAUUUCUCGUUUCACCCUUUUUCUUCUCAUUUCUUAAUCACCACUCUUUCUUUUACCUCGUUUCACUCAGACAAAUCCAGUUGUCGCUGCCGAGAUCCACCCCCUGACACUAUAAACACAACACAAGUACCUUCCUUGUACUCGGUCGUGUCCAAAACACUUCUUUUGAUUGUUCAAUCAAACUGUAUCUAACACAGUAGAGCUUCUUUACGUUUUGUAACUCACCACAAGUUUUUUCAUUGUCACCAACACCCUUGUAAAUCAAGUUCGAAAAAUCCCAUAUUUUUGCUGGAUUUUUGUUUGUGACUUGUACAGAUGAAAAACAGAGCUUCUGUGAUUCUGAAGUUGAUAGCUGCAGUGAGGGCAAUGGCCAAGUCAAAAGCUUUGGCUCUGAAGUCCAGGACGAACGCCAUGAAGGCUCGGUUGGUUAUAUUCUCGCUUGUGAUGAACAAGAGGUAUGUGAUGAGCACCAUUUCUGAUAAGUUCCAAUCUCUUCUGGGGCAUCAUCAUCAUCAUUCACGUGUUAAAGAAGUUCAAGAUGUUGUUGAUAGUGUUGAGAACAAAUGCACUGUGGUGGUCGAUGACAGUGCACACAUAAGUGAGGUUGUGUCCGAUGUUGUUCCUGGUGAGACCAUUGUGGUGGUGGAGGACAAGAAUGAUUAUGAUUAUGAUGAUGGUGAAUGUGAGUGUUACAAUGACGAUGACGAUGAUGAAUAUGAAGAUGAAGAUGAUGAUGAUGGGAACAAGUACCCGGAUCUUACGCACACAAUGUUUGAGUCAGAGGAUUUGGAUAUUGGAGGAUCUGUGAUUGACAUGGUGAAGAGUUCAAAGGAAGAAGCAGGGCAAGAGUUCAAGAUGGAGGACGAAAUUGACCACAUGGCUGAGAUUUUUAUCAGGAAAUUCCGCAGGCAAAUCUUGCUGCAGAAACAAGAUUCUCUUAACAGGAACCAUGAGAUGCAUAAGGUGCUUGAAAGUUGAAACUUGUGUUCAAAUUUUUUUGUAUGUGGUAGGGGAUGAAACCUCAUCAUCUCUCCCUUUAUUAAUGUUUUAAAGAAAAUGGGAGAGAUUUUUACUCAUAAUGCUUUGUCUUUAUUACAAGAACAAGAAGUGGUUAUGUUCAAGAAGAAUAAAAUAGAAGAUGUAGGGGUUGGAAGUGCUUAUUUUACUUUUACUUGUUAUUUAUGCUUAAUGAGCUUUUUUCCAUUGAA
This is a messenger RNA of Vigna unguiculata (cowpea), 1261 nucleotides long. RefSeq lists its product as uncharacterized. Lineage: Eukaryota; Viridiplantae; Streptophyta; Magnoliopsida; Fabales; Fabaceae. The record is from RefSeq and is a predicted model, not a curated record.